CGGAACUUGUUGAUCGUUGAUCCCCCCAACGUGGAUUUCGCCAUGAUACCCUGCACCCUGGCACCCUGGUCCAUCGUUACCCGAGUCCACUAGUCGGUAGUAGCAUCGCUCGUAUUAACCCGCUCUUGUCUUUUCUUGUCAAAGCCGUCUUUUUCCACCCUCUCCUCCUUCCUCCGCUGUGUACGCCGGCAACAUCACCACUGCGGCCACCUUCAAGCUUUCCUUCCUUUCGACAGCUUGACCUACGGCACCACCAGCGGCAAUAUUUGCAGACCUGUACCCAUAACCCGACUUAUGACCAGAUAGAGACUCUUAACAGCUGAGCACCUUUUAAUUCUGUCCCACAACCUCCCACCACCCGCGAUACUACUCGUGUACUGUGUGGACCGUCGCGACUGCAUUCACCUCGCCUUUGCAGUCCAUCUGAACCGAUCCCCCCUCCUCGCCUUUGAACUGGAGCUGCGAAAAUUACGACAUCCUACAUCACCUGCCUCUUCACUGAGUCGGCUGCCGUCACGAGAGAUUCACUCGCCGCAGUUCUUUCUCCCAAAACACCCUGACCCAAGCCUCGAUGCAAUAAAACCUUUCGAACGGACCUCUGUCGUCGCUACUCGGUCUCAUCCCUUCUUCACAUGCUGGCAGAACAGAAGAACAUCCAAUGAGGAAAUAACGGUUGGAAGAACUAUUGCCACAGGCUCAACCACGAAAAAAGAUGCUCGCCAGAAGUCGACCUGAUUCUCAUCAGGUCAUAUUCUUCCUCUGGGCCAUUUCAAUAGCGUCGCUACUAACACGGACACAUGGCCUAGCCAUCUCCUACUGCUCACCGGAGAACAAUGCAGGCUCGUACCCUAGCUACUAUAGCCUGUACAUGUCGAAUGGGUUAUGCCAGGGUCACUGUCAAGGAUCCUACGCCUUUGCCGUCAUCCAGGGCUACAAUUGCUGGUGUUCAAAUUAUGUCCCUGCUGACCAGGAAAGCACAUACGACUGCAAUCAACAAUGUCCAGGGUUUGGUUCGGAAUGGUGUGGCUCCACGGACGCUGGCCUAUAUGGAUACUACCUCUUGAGUCCAGGAGUCCCUCUCGGCACCUCUGGAAGUUCUGGCAGCAGCACACCAUCCACAACCUCCUCUCCGUCGGUUAGUACCUCCCAAUUUGACUCCGGAUCAUCCUCCACUUCCACGUCUGAUGCUCCGGAAACUACUUUCCUUCCUUCUUCAUCUUCAUCCUUUUCUCCAGUGGUAACCGUGGGAUCCUCUCAGAGUUCCGACGAGGCUAGCUCUGUGACUUAUACCACAUCAAGCGCUGCCUUGACGAUCUCGUCAAGCUCAACGAGCUCCCCUACUCCAUCUGACACAUCGUCUUCGACCUACAUCCCUCCGACCACAUCAUCCGAUACUCCAACUACCAGCCCGACUCUGGCCCCAAAUCCCACCCCCAGCGAAGUCUACACCAGUGUCACUACCGUCACCGGCGAAGUGCGAACGAUACUGGUAACUCCCACCCCUGCGGCCUCUUCAGAUGCCACUUUGGGCCAAUCUGCUACUGGUGGCGGCGGCGGUGUUAGUGCCGGAAAGGUGGCCGGCAUUGUUGUCGGCUCGGCAUUGGGGGCCGGUGCCCUGAUAGGUGCAGCAGUAUACAUAUGGGUGCGCCGGCGGCAAAGGAGACAGAGCACGGAUGGCCGACCUGAGACAUCCUUUAUUCCUCGCACCGGCGAUACCUCUCCUUCGAACAAUAUUCCAUCCCGACAAGUUAGUCAGUUGUCGUCUUCAGGGUUGCUUGGGAAUAAGGUCCCUCGCAUCAACACUGCCGGUAUGACGAACGGCAGUGAUCCCAGAAGUGCGGAUACGGGAUCUGCAGGGUUUGAUCGACGAAGUCUGGCUACUGACCAGAGAUUGAAUCCAUACGCCCUGUACAUUCACGACGAGGGCCAUGUGAGCAAUGUCUCACUCCAGGAUAACCAGGACUACUCAAGGCAAUUACGGGUGGCCAAUCCAGAUCCAUGAACAGUUAUACCGAGUCGAAAUUGAAACUUCGCUAAUGCUUAAUCGUGCUCGAGAAAUCGCGAAGCAUAGAAACCCUCGCACCGAGACAGUCGAACACGACUAAAACAAGAGAGAGUCGCCAGUACUUGGGUUGUCGACUAUCUUGAGUCUCAAAACCGAAUCAAGCGUGGAACAAAACUUUCCCGCUUCAAUGGAAUGAUCUUAUGAUGAGACGUCCUUUCUUUCUGAACAGCAACAAUUGAGAUAUCCGCAUUUUCCAUCUGGCAUAGGAGACGCAUCCUGCCAGAAAAUUGUACAUUUAGCAUACGACAAGGGAGGGGUGCAUUGCCACAGGAUGUGCUGGCAGGAUUUUGUCUUCAGCACGGACAUGGCGUUCGAUAUACAAGGAAAACAGGCGAUCUUGGUGCAGUACAGGAGACUCAUGGCAAUGGGAGUCGCCGGAAUGGCCACUGUCACUGAAGGAAAUGACAUAAUGAACAUUGACUGAGUCACAACUGUACAGGGCUCGGUAGCGUAUGAGGUGGUCUCGACGGUUUUGAAUGAGACCGAAGAUGCAGAGCUAUUAUAGACAAAGACAGAAGUUUGCUCGCCCACCCUUUGAUGAGGAUAAUGAUUUGCUGUCGAGUUGGCGCCCAAAAAAGGUGGCAGUGGACAAUAAGGCUGGAGGCAGUGAUGUGACAUGCUUGACACUGG
This is a messenger RNA of Exophiala xenobiotica, 2695 nucleotides long. RefSeq lists its product as uncharacterized. Bases 713 to 2002 code for a protein of 429 amino acids. The record is from RefSeq and is a predicted model, not a curated record. Lineage: Eukaryota; Fungi; Ascomycota; Eurotiomycetes; Chaetothyriales; Herpotrichiellaceae. The transcript has 4 exons.